CACUGAACACUCACGUUAUAUCAUUCAGUCUCCUCCACCGCCAGGCGACGGCUGAUUUUAGUCCUUAUCCUGCCUGAACAACACAAUUCCGAAAAAUGCUACGCUUGCCCAGUGUAAUGAGACAGAUGCGGCCAGUGUGCAGGGCUUUGGCCCCACACCUCACCCGUGCCUAUGCCAAGGAUGUGAAGUUUGGAGCUGACGCACGUGCCCUCAUGCUCCAGGGUGUGGAUUUGCUGGCUGACGCUGUAGCUGUAACCAUGGGACCCAAGGGUCGUACGGUCAUCAUCGAACAGAGCUGGGGUAGUCCCAAGGUGACCAAGGAUGGCGUUACAGUCGCCAAGAGCAUCGACCUAAAGGACAAAUAUAAGAACAUUGGGGCCAAACUGGUACAAGAUGUAGCCAAUAACACAAAUGAGGAAGCUGGAGAUGGCACCACCACUGCCACUGUCCUGGCACGUGCCAUUGCCAAAGAAGGCUUUGACACCAUCAGCAAAGGUGCCAACCCCGUAGAAAUCCGCAGAGGAGUCAUGUUGGCUGUUGAGACGGUCAUCAACGAGCUGAAGAAACUGUCCAAGCCAGUCACCACACCAGAGGAAAUCGCUCAGGUGGCCACCAUCUCUGCCAAUGGAGACAUUGAGAUUGGAAACAUCAUCUCAAACGCCAUGAAGAAAGUGGGGCGUAAAGGAGUCAUCACUGUUAAGGAUGGCAAAACACUGCAUGAUGAGCUGGAGAUCAUCGAGGGGCUGAAAUUUGACCGUGGCUACAUCUCCCCGUACUUCAUCAACACUGCCAAAGGUCAGAAGUGUGAGUUCCAGGAUGCCUACCUGCUCCUGAGCGAGAAGAAGAUCUCCAGCGUUCAGAGCAUCGUGCCUGCCCUGGAGAUUGCCAACCAGCACCGAAAGCCAUUGGUUAUCGUGGCUGAAGAUGUGGACGGAGAGGCUCUGAGCACUCUUGUUCUAAACAGGCUUAAGGUGGGGCUACAGGUGGUGGCAGUGAAGGCACCAGGCUUUGGAGACAACAGGAAGAACCAGCUCCAAGACAUGGCCAUCGCCACUGGUGGCACCGUGUUUGGUGAUGAGGCCAUGGGUCUUGCUGUGGAGGACAUCCAGGCACAUGACUUUGGUAAGUUGGGCGAGGUCAUUGUUACCAAGGAUGACACCAUGCUGCUGAAGGGGCGCGGAGACCCCGCCGCCAUCGAGAAACGUGUGGCUGAGAUCGCAGAACAGCUGGAGAGCACCACCAGCGACUACGAGAAGGAGAAACUAAACGAGCGACUGGCCAAGCUGUCCGACGGUGUGGCCGUGCUGAAGGUGGGAGGGACGAGUGACGUGGAGGUCAAUGAGAAGAAAGACAGAGUAACGGACGCCCUGAACGCCACACGGGCUGCUGUGGAGGAGGGCAUUGUGCCAGGAGGUGGCUGUGCACUUCUGAGAUGUAUUCCCGCCUUGGAAUCCAUUAAACCUGCCAACUCCGACCAGAAAAUUGGUGUCGACAUCAUUCGCCGAGCUUUGCGUAUUCCAGCGAUGACGAUUGCGAAGAAUGCCGGAGUGGAGGGUUCUCUGGUGGUGGAGAAGAUCUUGCAGGGCAGUCAGGACAUCGGCUACGACGCCAUGCAGGGAGAGUAUGUCAACAUGGUGGAGAAGGGCAUUAUUGACCCCACCAAGGUGGUGAGAACUGCACUGCUGGAUGCUGCUGGCGUUGCAUCCUUGUUGUCGACUGCAGAGGCCGUCGUCACGGAGAUUCCCAAGGAGGAGAAGGAUAUGGCAGGAGGCAUGGGUGGCAUGGGAGGCAUGGGUGGAAUGGGUGGAAUGGGAGGAGGAAUGUUCUAAACUCCCACUCAAGCCUGCCCCCCCCUGAGGGCAACACAGACUACAGAAUAAGGGGACUUGGAACAAGGGGACAUUGUUUUGCCCCAUCCCCUUCAUCCGCUAUCCUGCCGUUAAACAAACGGGGCUGCGUGUUUGACAUGGAGCUGUGACAUUGAUGACCUGCCCACUCACUACUACUUCAAUUAAACUUCUCUCUCUCUCUCUCUUUCUCUCUCUCUAAGCCUGUUCUCCUCUCUCUAUUUCUCCACUCCAUACACGAGACCCCAACGCUCUUAUAACUUGUAUCACCCAAUGUGACCAGACACUGACUGACUGAAGCAUUCUGACUUAACCACACUCACAUGUGAUGUGACUGAUGGUUUAAAUGCACAGUGUACAGAGACAUCCUAACUCACACUCACCUGAACAGACCUGUUCUUCAUGUAGGUUCCAUAUGUAUAGAUGAGACUGUACAUCCAUUGACAGUGAAACGUAUAUGUUAAAAAAAAAAAAAAAAACAUAUCGUUUUCUUCAAAUGCCAGAAGCUGUUUGUCUGUUCUGUCUAGAGAGGGGGCAGUUGGAACAGAGGAUCGUUGGACAGAUGUGUAAUUGUCUAUCCUGUUCUUUUUUUUCUCUCUUCUACUUUUUUAUUUUUGUAUGUCUGAGGCUUCUGGUUCGUCCUUGAGUUAGAAGGACAAAAGUAGAAGCCUACAUGUCAAGAGCAGUUAAAUUAAACAUCUCUUAACUGUG
This is a messenger RNA of Chanos chanos (milkfish), 2558 nucleotides long. It is a transcript of the gene hspd1, whose product is annotated as heat shock 60 protein 1. Gene Ontology annotation, molecular function: ATP binding; ATP-dependent protein folding chaperone. NCBI's taxonomy places the organism in Eukaryota, Metazoa, Chordata, Actinopteri, Gonorynchiformes, Chanidae. Bases 96 to 1829 code for a protein of 577 amino acids. The record is from RefSeq and is a predicted model, not a curated record. The transcript has 11 exons. Gene Ontology annotation, biological process: protein refolding.